Messenger RNA from Ipomoea triloba (trilobed morning glory), 2954 nucleotides. RefSeq names its product potassium transporter 8-like. The transcript is spliced from 7 exons. Gene Ontology annotation, biological process: potassium ion transmembrane transport. Gene Ontology annotation, molecular function: potassium ion transmembrane transporter activity. The coding region runs from base 450 to 2813 and encodes 787 amino acids. Gene Ontology annotation, cellular component: membrane. The record is from RefSeq and is a predicted model, not a curated record. Lineage: Eukaryota; Viridiplantae; Streptophyta; Magnoliopsida; Solanales; Convolvulaceae.
AUAUUGUGGACUUGUGGAGUAAUAUUUUGAGUACACGAGGUUGAAAUGACCCAUGGCAAGAUGAAGUCUUGUCCUUAGCUGAGUGUCGAAUACAACACUCCAAUUUCAUUUGCACGCAAGACUAGGGAAAAAGCGCACACACGCAAAACAUAUUGCCACUCAUUCUUCUAUUGCUCAAAUAUUUGGACAAAAAAAGGUUCAUAAAUUCUCACCACCACACCUUUCUCCCUCCUUAAGAUAGUACUGUAUUUUCUCUGCAUACUUGUUUAUGGUGUUCCCUGAGUGUUUCCCAGAUAUUUUAUACAGUCCCUCACUGCUAUCUUGCUAAGUUUUCUCCAAAGUUUGGAUCUUUUUGGAGUGUUUUCACCUGAAAGACUUCUCAACUACCGCAUUGGGCAUCCCCACACGGCUCUCCUCUUCAGAUUGGUGUCAGGAAUGCGUUUCUCCUGAUGAUAUUGAGGCGACCCGUGAUGGAUAUUGAAGGUUGGGGCCGUGGCAAUCCUGUCAAGAAGGAGUCUUGGAGGACAGUCUUGGCUUUAGCUUAUCAGAGCUUGGGGGUGGUGUAUGGUGAUUUGGCCACUUCUCCUUUGUAUGUGUACAAGAGCACUUUUGCAGAGGACAUUCACCAUUCAGAGACUAAUGAGGAGAUAUUUGGAGUUUUGUCAUUUGUGUUCUGGACAUUGACUUUGAUCCCACUGCUGAAAUAUGUGUUUAUAGUGCUGAGAGCUGAUGAUAAUGGUGAAGGUGGGACUUUUGCCUUGUACUCCCUGCUGUGCCGCCAUGCCCGGGUGAGCACUUUGCCCAAUGGCCAGGUUGCUGAUGAGGACCUAUUUGAGUACAAGAAAGAUGGGAUUCAUUCUGCAAAUAAGGGUCUUGGGUUGAGCUUGAGAUCCACCCUGGAGAAACAUCAAUGGCUGAGGAGAAUUUUGCUGGUUUUGGCACUGAUUGGAACUUGUAUGGUCAUUGGGGAUGGAGUCUUGACACCUGCAAUUUCUGUGUUUUCUGCUGUUUCUGGGUUAGAGCUUUCCAUGUCAAAACAUCAUCAUGAAUAUGUGGAAGUUCCGGUUGCAUGUGUCAUUCUGGUUUUCAUAUUUUCCAUCCAGCAUUACGGGACCCAUCGUAUAGGAUUCCUGUUCGCGCCAAUUGUGGUCACAUGGCUUUUAUGCAUCAGUGCCAUUGGACUGUAUAACAUUUUCCGGUGGAAUCCUCAUGUUUACCAAGCACUGUCUCCAUACUACAUGUACAAAUUCUUGAAGAAGACCCAACGAGGUGGUUGGAUGUCUUUGGGCGGGAUUUUGUUAUGUAUUACAGGUUCAGAGGCCAUGUUUGCUGAUCUUGGACACUUUUCACAGUUGUCUAUUAAGAUAGCCUUCACCUUUGCCGUUUAUCCAUCAUUGAUUCUGGCAUAUAUGGGGCAAGCGGCGUAUCUUUCCAAGCAUCACACCCUUGAAACUGACUAUCGGAUUGGAUUCUAUGUAUCAGUUCCUGAAAAACUUCGGUGGCCUGUUCUUGGCAUUGCAAUACUUGCAGCUGUGGUGGGAAGCCAAGCCAUCAUCACAGGGACGUUUUCUAUUAUCAAGCAAUGCUCGGCUUUAGGUUGUUUCCCGAGGGUGAAGAUAACACACACAUCCUCGAAAUUCCAUGGCCAGAUUUACAUUCCAGAAAUCAACUGGACCUUGAUGGUUCUAUGCUUGGCUGUCACUAUUGGUUUUGAAGAUACAAAACACAUAAGCAAUGCAUCAGGUCUGGCGGUUAUAACUGUUAUGCUGGUAACGACGUGCUUGAUGUCGCUGGUAAUCGUCCUGUGCUGGCACAAAAGUGUGUUUCUAGCCAUUUUCUUUAUCUUCUUCUUCGGGACGAUUGAGGCGCUCUACUUCUCAGCUUCGCUGAUUAAGUUCCUUGAUGGUGCCUGGGUUCCAGUUGCUCUAUCGUUCAUCUUCCUGCUUAUCAUGUACAUUUGGCACUAUGGCACGCUGAAGAAAUAUGAGUUUGAUGUUCAGAAUAGAGUUCCAAUCAACUGGCUCCUGCAAUUGAGCCCUAAUCUCGGCAUUGCAAGGGUUCGAGGAAUCGGCCUCAUUCACACUGAGCUUGUUUCUGGAAUUCCUGCAAUUUUCUCUCACUUCGUCACCAAUCUCCCGGCUUUCCACCAGGUUCUCAUCUUCCUCUGCAUCAAAUCAGUCCCGGUGCCGCAUGUGAGGCCGGAGGAGAGGUACCUAGUGGGAAGAAUCGGGCCGAAAGAGCACAGAGUGUAUAGAUGCAUAGCCAGAUACGGCUAUCGCGAUGUUCACAUGGACGAUGUGGAGUUCGAGAAGGAUCUACUUUGCAGUAUCGAACAAUUCAUCCGAUCAGAAACCCCUCCGGAAGCUCCGGAACACGGUGACCUAAUCGAUUUCGACGACGACGAAAGGAUGACCGUCAUCGGAACCACUUCCACGUACCUAGACGGCAAAACAAUGAGCGACGACGGCGAAAACAUGUCCGCCGCAACCGCCACAAGCACGAUUGAGCUGCGAGAGAUCUCCUCGCCGGAGAUGAUGACCGGACGGCGAGUGCGAUUCCUGGUGCCGGAGAGUCCACAGAUGGAUCCAAGCGUGCGAGCGGAACUGCGCGAUCUGAUGGAAGCAAGAGAAGCAGGCAUGGCGUUCAUACUGGGACGCUGCUACGUCAAGGCUAAAAGCGGUUCCAGUUUCAUGAAGAAAGUAGUCAUCGAUUUAGGUUACGAUUUCUUGAGGAGGAAUUCUCGAGGGCCAACAUAUGCGCUCAGCUUCCCUCGCGCAUCAACUUUAGAAGUUGGCAUGAUCUACCUUGUAUAACAUACAUAAACACAGUAAGUAGCAUUCCCAGUUUCUUCCAUUUCUGCCUCCCAAACUUCUGUAAAUGCUAGAUUUUGUACUGUAAAUCGUCAAAAAAAAAAGUGUGUAGCACUACCUAGUCAGUAAAUCUUAUUUGCCAGA